Messenger RNA from Lactuca sativa (garden lettuce), 2409 nucleotides. Its product is annotated as glutamate receptor 2.9. Gene Ontology annotation, cellular component: membrane. Lineage: Eukaryota; Viridiplantae; Streptophyta; Magnoliopsida; Asterales; Asteraceae. Gene Ontology annotation, molecular function: ligand-gated monoatomic ion channel activity. The record is from RefSeq and is a predicted model, not a curated record.
UUGUGUACAAAAAGAUGUAAUAUACAUCAAAUGGAUCAUAUAAUUUGGAGAAUGUGCACCAAAUUUUGAGAUAUAUAUUAAUAUAUGUAAAAGAAUAAAGAAGAAUCAAAAUGAAGAUGCAUAAUUCUGCAAGUUACCAGGUCUCUUUGGUUGCUUUCUCAAUGUUGUGGUUUCUUCUACAAGCAUCAGUGAUCACUACAAAUUUCAGCAUUGGUGUGAUUCUUGAUCAAACUUCUAGGCCUGGAAAAGAGGCCAAAGUAGCCAUUGAGAUAGCAAUUCAAGAUUUCAAUAUCAAAACCAGUCAGACUUCUGUUUUAUAUCUUCAAAACUCUCGAAACAAACCCCUUCAUGCAGCUAUUGCAGCAAAACAUCUUAUUGAUGAAGACAAUUUGAAAGCCAUUUUGGGAAGUCAUACAUGGGAAGAAGCUUCUGCCAUAGCCGAGGUUAUCAUAUAUGAAGCUUCACAUCUAGCCUCAACAGCAUCAAUCAUCUCUCCUCUCUCUCAGGCAUUUCGACAAACAGGUUCUGAGCUAAACCAUAUCUUACCACUCACAUCUGGUUCAUGUUUGUUAGAAGAAGAGCUUGAGGUGUUCAAGAAACAACAAGUUAAAUUCUUUGUAACUCAUACGUCUCUGGAACUCGGGAUUCGUCUCUUUCAGGAAGUCACGGAGAUGGAAAUGACCGGAGUUAGGUACCUAUGGAUUGCAACUAAUGGAAUCACAAAUCGUUUUCAUUCCACGAUUUCUUCAUUGAAAGGCAUGGCUGGAGUCAAAAGCUACUUCCAGGAAAACACGCCGGAUUUUAGAGAUUUCAGAAAAAGAUUCCGUCAAAAUUCCAGUUUCGAUUACCCAGAAGAAGAGGAGGACGAACCUGGAAUUUUUGGCGUGCAAGGAUACAAAACCGUGAAAUUAUUAGAAGAAAUGUCACCUGAAAACUUUGAUCGCAAAAUUCCACCCCCGCAGAGUACUGUGGAGAUCGUGAACGUGGUAGGAAAGGGAUAUCACAGUGUGCACAGGACCGAAGGAUCAGGGUUUUCAGAGACAAUUGACGAUGGCGUCAAUGAAGCAAUGGACAACGUCGGGCAAGCUAUGUGGUCUGAGCAACCGUGGUAUGCCAAUAAAAAGCGCCGGGAUCUAGCCAAAAGUACAGAGAUUCGGAUGAGGGUCGGCGUGCCUGGUAGAUCUCUGUUUAAGCAAUUCGUAAACGUGGAAUAUACUCCCAAGAAGAAUGAAACUGUCAUUAGUGGAUUCGCAAUCGCUGUGUUUGAUGAGAUGAUGAGAGAAUUGAAAUUGCCAUACGAUUAUUUUCCAUUCAAUGGUUCUUAUGAUGAACUGAUAAGCCAAAUACCAGCAGAGAAAUUCGACGCGAUAGCAGGCGAUGUAACAAUUGUGGCGAGAAGGCACGACUACGUCGAUUUCACGCAACCAUACACCGAAUCUGGUUUGGAGAUGAUCGUCCCCAACCGAUCCAAAUUAUCAAACCAGCCAUGGUUUAUGAUGCCUUUCACUGCAACAAUGUGGUGGUUAAUAGCAGCAAUCACCCUUUACAACGGCUUCGUCAUUUGGUUGAUCGAGAGACCCCGCCCCAACUAUCUUCAAGGCUCCAUCAUUUGGCUUGCAUUCGCUACACUCUUUACUUUGCGAGGGGACAGGUUGCGUAGCAAUUGGUCAAGAGUGGCUGUUGUCGUCUGGCUGUUUGUGGCGCUAAUCAUCACACAGAGCUACACGGCUAGCUUGGCCAGCAUGCUAACUGCUCAACAAUUCGAACCCACCAUAACCAGUGUUGAGAUGCUCAGGAAGAUGAAUGCAACAGUGGGGUACUGCAACGGGUCCUUUAUCAACCACUAUUUGAAGGAUGUUCUCGGUUUCAAGAGCAUCAAGAUCAAGAGCUAUGACUCAACUCCUCAAUACGCACAAGCCCUAAACAGAGGCGAAAUCGCAGCCAUAUUUCUUGAAGUUCCGGUAGCCAAAGUCUUCCUAGCUCAGUACUGCAAGAGAUUCGUUAGAACUGGAGAGACAUUCAAAGUUGGUGGAUUUGGAUUCGCAUUUCCAAGGGAAUUUUCAUGGCUUUCUGAGGCAAACAAAGCCUUAAUGACUGCAUCAGAAAGUGGGAAACUGAAAGAACUUGAAGACACGUUUCUUACAUCUGGGAAGUGUGUGGACGAUGAUGAAUCGUUUCCUAACGAAUAUGAGAGUCUUAGCCCUCAGAGCUUCUCGACACUAUUUGUGUUAACGGGAGGGACAUCAACUGUUUGUCUUGUCGUCUACAUUUUGAAAAGGAUUAGGAGGCGAUUGAUUCGCAUAAUGUAGUUGGAAUGAAUGAUUCUGUCAAAGUAUUAGAAUAUGAAGAAAUUGGAAUCUGUAACGAGUUUGAUUAACAUGAAAUGAAAUCCAUUUUCUUUUUGGUUUA